Molecule: messenger RNA, 1650 nt
Organism: Penicillium odoratum
Lineage: Eukaryota; Fungi; Ascomycota; Eurotiomycetes; Eurotiales; Aspergillaceae
Product: putative plasma membrane antiporter
Exons: 8
Coding region: 1-1650 (549 amino acids)
Biological process (GO): sodium ion export across plasma membrane; regulation of membrane potential; proton export across plasma membrane
Cellular component (GO): plasma membrane
Molecular function (GO): sodium:proton antiporter activity
Source: RefSeq, a predicted model, not a curated record
AUGCUUCAUCCGAUUCUCGAUAUCUCCAACUUCAACGUUACUCUGACCUUCUCAGGAAUCUAUCUACUGGCCUUCGCCGUCAUUUCCCUCAAAUUGAAACAGAGAUGGUACCUCGGUGAAGCAUUACCGGCAUUCGUCACGGGAGUCAUUCUAGGACCAUCAGUGUCAAGCCUAGUGGAUGCGAAACGGUGGGCUAAUGGUACCAAUGAGGAUGGCCAGAUUGCCUAUGCCCUGACUCGACUGGUCAUUGGCAUCCAGAUGGUAAAAGUCGGAUAUGAGCUUCCGAAGCAAUACUUGAGGCAGCGAUUGGUCGAGCUCACCAUUUGCCUGCUUCCACUGAUGGGGCUGCAGUGGCUGGCAACGUCGGCAUGUAUCUUGUUGAUGAUUCCACAUUUAUCUUUUCUCACGUCUUUGAUCAUUGGAUCCUGUAUCAUCUGCAUCGAUCCGAUUCUCUCGCAGGCCAUCGCGAAGGGGCCUUUUGCGGACAAAUACGUUCGACGCCAUCUUCGCGAAUUCAUCUCCGCCGAGGCUGGGGGUAAUGACGGAUUUGGAUUUCCGUUUCUCCUCCUUUCGGUCUCAAUUCUCCGAUAUGCCGAUCCACCGAAGGGUGAUGCCAUCGGAAAGCGUGACUGGAUCGGGACGCCGGACACGGGUCGACUGGGAGGUGAUGCCAGUCGGGCAUUGGCACACUGGGCUGUCGAGGGGGUAUUAUACAUGAUCAUCAUGGGCUCGGGGUACGGAUUAUUGGUGGGAUUCCUGGCACGCAAAGGCUUGAACUUGGCUUCCGCAAGGCGAUGGAUUGAUAAAGAGAGUUUCUUCAUCUUCCCGGUCGCAAUCGGGCUCUUCGUUGUGGGUACCUGUGGAUGCUUCGGGUCCGACGAAACCCUUGCGUGCUUCAUUGCGGGCUGUGCGUUGAAUUGGGAUGGGCUAUACCUAAAAGAAGUAGAAGCACGACACGAUUCGUUCAACUCUGCGAUUGAGAUGAUUUUGAAUUUUGGCACAUUUGUUUUCAUCGGCACCAGCAUGCCAUGGAAUCAAAUGCACAUGCCACAGGUAACUGGAAUCACGAUUUGGCGUCUCAUCACACUCGGAAUUUUGUUGCUUCUGUUCCGACGGAUCCCCGCCAUCCUACUGGGUUAUCGCUUCAUGCCCAAAGUCUGCAACUCGUGGAGAGAGGCGCUUUUCAUGGGAUACUUUGCCCCAAUUGGUGUCGGAGCUAUCUCCUAUGUAGAGUAUGCUCGACGGUUAUUACCAGACCCCGGUAAUAGUGAUGGCGAAAUUAAUCAUUUGACAUCUGCCAUGAUUCCAGUUGUUUAUUGGCUAGUCUUUUUCUCAAUCCUCAUUCACGGAUUGUCCAUCCCCGUAUUAAACGGCAUCUAUAAGAUAAUGCAGGUUCCCGUUAUCAAGGAUCAUCCAGUCAAGGUUCUCCUACUCUCGGACAAUGAGCCAGUGCCCAACAAUAGCGUGGUGUGUCCUCAAAGGCACUCUGUAAUAUUGAACAACAGAUUUUCUCGAAUGGCGCUCGAUUGCGGCCACUCCGACCAACCAGAGGAGCCGGAUAACAUCAUGUUACACGACCGUUAUGCACGAUCGGACCGUUCGUCAAAAGUCACCUCGCAUGAGGUCGAACAGGCGUGGCAAAUGGUUUAG